AUGGCGGCUGCUUCAUUGAGAUGGGUGCUUCAGUUACACAGAGAUGUCCCAAAAGCAGCAAAGCUCUACUCGGAAGGAUUGGGUUUCAAAAUCAAUGUUUGUACUCUUCGAUGGGCUGAACUUGAGCUUCAACCUGGCCCUCUCAAGCUUGCACUUUUGCAGUCUUCCCAAUCCUCUCUGACACCGAGUGACCAUGCUGUGCAGAAAGGUUACUCGUCACUGCUAUCCUUCACAGUAUCUGAUAUAAACAGUGCUGUCGCUAAACUCAUGGCUCAUGGCGCAGAGUUGGAUGGUCCAAUCAAAUACGAGAUUCAUGGAAAGGUUGCCGCAUUGAGGUGUUUAGACGGCCAUAUGUUAGGUCUUUAUGAACCAGCCUGA
Molecule: messenger RNA, 378 nt
Organism: Oldenlandia corymbosa var. corymbosa
Lineage: Eukaryota; Viridiplantae; Streptophyta; Magnoliopsida; Gentianales; Rubiaceae
Source: the annotation of a GenBank genome assembly